GUUUUUUUAUUAUUAUCAUUGAUUGUAUUUUUGAUUCUCUAAUUUUUUUUAGUAUUCAGUGUGUUCUAAAGCUUUUGAAGUGCCAAUACUACCAUUACUAUACGGCCUGCGCCAGUAGUGGCAGAGUCGCGAGGCCGCGCCGACGUCUGUCGAAAAAAGACGUUUUCCAAAAGAACAUUCUGUACGUUUUCAAGAAAGGAUGAUAUAGUGCUAAUAAAACAGUGUGUUCUCAAGCUAUUGGUUACAAAAAGACGUACAAAAUGAAAUAAAAAUAAACCCAUGAAAAAGACGGCGUGACAUCACACAGGCCAUGAAAAGGUUGAAAUGACACAGCCCAGCUGAAGCUAGCGCUAUGGUCGCUCCUAGCGCUCCCACGCCACCAUGGCCGACGAAGAGAAACUGCCGAUACCCCCCACAUUUCUCGAGAAACUAUUAUUCUACACAACAGCUACUUUCGUUCUUUUGGCUACCUUCAGUCUGUUUGCUUUCCUCUUUCUCGUACCAUUCGUCAUAGAGCCCGCCUUCACAACUAUAUUUAUGCAGUUCGAUCCGGUCGGAGCAUUAUGUGUGACCGCACAGGUCAAACACCUCGUGGGAGCCAGCAACUGCUCGUGGGCUUCUUGUAGGGAAGGCUGCACCAAAGAUCUUUAUGAGUGCAUCCAGAUAAGAGUCAACUACAAACUUGGUGCAUCACCUAACAUCUCAGCAACAGAAUACGAGAACCUAAUCAGAGCCGAAAGAGCUAUAAGAGAAUACGAAUACGAGAACUACGAAGCUACAGGAGACAAAAAUUAUCCAGAAAUGGCGGAGGAAACGGAGUUAGCCGAUGCGUUACCAACCGGCCUUCAGGGCAACGACUCGGAAUGGUACUUUACCGGUGCCCGUCUGUUUCCCAAUGUCAAGGGCUGUGGAUACCCUCCAAUAUUAAAUUGUACAAUAUUCUUAUCCAAGUAUAGACCUUUAGGUAACAACUACACAUGCUACUACAGCCGGGUGGACCCCGGUUUAGUCAUAACAGACCUCGAUAUGUGGCAGAACACUUUAAACCUAGUAUAUGCGAUGGCAAUCCCGAUACCGUCUUUCAUUAUUUCUGUGAUCUAUUUGACAUUUGCUUACUUCAAGAUAUAUAACACUGAGGAGGAGUCUGAACAAGCGCCUCUGCAGAGUGAUGCUGAAGGCAUGGCUACGGGAGACGAUGAGAAGCCGACGACCCCGGGCAGCGACACAUUCAGGGAAGACCUGGCCUGCUUCGGUCAUCAGUUGAAAAUGCAGCUGGCAAACGAGAAGUCCAAGGAAGGCUUCGAGUCAAAUAGUCCACCAAUUUCCAAUUCGGCUUCGCUAUCUGGGACCAAGUCAUCCUUCGUGAACGCCUAGUGUGAUACCACAUCACAGCCGAGAUGACAGGAUUCCUGAAGAGCAGGUGUCGGCUACAAAGUGUAUCACGAAAUGAGGUGAACGAUCAUACCGCGAUAGGACAAACUCGACUAAUUGUGAUCGAAGACUUCUAGUCCGGGCGACACUCUACUCAACCAGAUGAGGAGGGGUGAGGAGGAAAGGAUGGACGAUAGAAAUUUUUAUAAAGCGUUGUGAAAAACUUGCAGGUUUCGUGGUAACAUUUUCUAUUUCGGAUAAUUACGGGAGUGUGUUUUUUAACUCUUCGUGCGUCAAGCCAAGCGUGAUGUGGUACGGCGGUUCGUUCAUGGUAACCCAAUUUAAGGCAUAUACGAUCGAUUGGAUUAUUUAUUUACACGUUCGUUCGGCACGGUUUAAGCCAUCAAAUGAAUUAUACAUAGACUUUCCUUUUCAGCCGGUCAAAUGUUUGGAAAAUAACAAAUGACCGACCUUAUUAGAAGAAAAAUGUUUAAUUUUUUACUUAUAUGCUCAUGGAUAAUUUCAAUCGUGGUAGUUAGUAGAAGCGUUUCACGAUUCACCGUAUGUAUGGAAUAUCCAUAUUAUAACGAGCUGAGUUUAAGGUUCGUAUUGAUAAACGUUGUGUUUACCUUCAAAGGAAUAUCCUAUUGCAGCAGUCUAUUGAACUCGUGGAUUAGUCAAGUCUAUUUUGUAGGUUUCUGAUAAAGAAACCAUUACAGAAAAACAUCAUGAAGUAAAUUAAUUUUGAUCAUGAACUCUGAAAUUCCUAGUUGAGCAAUAUUUAUUUUCAGUGGUAUUAAUUUAAUGUUAAAAUUAAAUAAAUACUUGUAAAGUUUACUUUCACGAAAGCACCACGUCGUUGCAUUUAUUGUUUAUUCAAUAAAAUAUAAAUAACAAGUGUUCCAUCAAAAGGAAAUGUUAGUAUGCUCAGUGUUGCUCAAUGAACGCAUUUGUUUCCGCUUAGAAAAUGUUACUGUGAAAAACGAAUUAUAUUAGAAAUAAAAGAUUUUAUCUCCUAUAUAAUUAUAUAAAAAUAAGAUUUUAUUAUGCUCGUAUGCUACUGGUGUCAAAUGCACGCGUGCUGAUUAUAAAAAUGUUGAAAUACAUAUAAAAAAAUAUAACGUGAGAUAAUAUGUAAGGAAUCGCAAGCUGUUUACAAUAAUAAUAAUAUUUAUGAAUUGUUAGUUUUGAAAGCAAUACAUAAUUUUUGAUUUAAUUGCAUAUAAAGAAUAA
This is a messenger RNA of Cydia pomonella (codling moth), 2604 nucleotides long. RefSeq names its product protein tipE (gene tipE). The coding region runs from base 382 to 1374 and encodes 330 amino acids. Gene Ontology annotation, molecular function: sodium channel regulator activity. Lineage: Eukaryota; Metazoa; Arthropoda; Insecta; Lepidoptera; Tortricidae. The record is from RefSeq and is a predicted model, not a curated record. Gene Ontology annotation, biological process: regulation of sodium ion transport. The transcript has 4 exons.